AUAGGGCUAGAGGGGGAGAGAGAGAGAGAGAGUGCAGAACAUAGUAUUACCAAAUACUACACAGUCCUCUUUUAGACUGGACUGAAAAUACAGGCCCAACCCUAGUAAGAGAAGAAGGAGAAGGAGAAGAUGUGAAGGGAAUGAUUUUUCUCCAGAAAAACAUUCCCGCGUAGCGUUUACCAGUUGACCAUAGGAGUGCACUUUACUUGCGCUCGCGUGUGAACACAAGAAAGUUUCCUUCCACAACCCUCGAACAGGUCGUACAGGCGCGCACCGAACGGAAUUGGUCAGCUGAAGCUUCUCUCAUCGAGGCCCAGAUAAUUUAAAGAGAGAGGGGAGGAUUCGAUCCCGGAUGGAAGGCGAAAGAGGCUCAUCAUCGUCCUCGGUCCCGAACUACGACCUUCAAGUCACCUUCUCUGGCACCAGCCAUGGCAUUCACGAGAUCGGGUUCAUCCCAUUUGAAGACCAGAACCCGGUGCUCGGGUUCUUGACGCCCGCGCAUCCUCUUGUCGCCGCCGGGAAAGGCGCCACAACCGCUGCGACCCCCACCACUAGCAGGGUUGGGCUGGGCCACCACAACAGCCUCGUCGGCAGAUCGUCUUGGAAUAAUGACCAGGUCGGCGCACAUGAUCCGAAGGCUGUUAACGACGAGAAUUGCAGCACGAAUCCUAGCGAAGGAAACAAUUCAUGGUGGCGGAGCUCCACGGCGGUGGCGGAGAAAGGGAAGAUGAAGGUGAGGAGGAAGCUGAGAGAGCCAAGGUUCUGCUUCCAGACGAGGAGCGAGGUGGAUGUGUUGGACGAUGGCUACAAAUGGAGGAAGUACGGCCAGAAAGUGGUCAAGAACAGCCUCCACCCCAGAAGUUAUUACCGUUGCACUCACAGUAACUGCCGAGUGAAGAAGAGGGUCGAGCGGUUGUCGGAAGAUUGUCGGAUGGUGAUAACGACCUAUGAAGGCAGACAUAACCAUUCCCCCUGCGACGACUCGAAUUCAUCUGAACAUGAAGGGUUCAACUCGUUCUAGUAUUGCCCCAAGAGAGAACUACAAAGGGCAUUUUCAUGGUGAAUUUCGGAGAAGGUUAGUGUGUGACGAUGCUCUGUAAUAUCGUUGCAAAUGGACUCCGACUUCCCUGGUCGUGUGAUCUAUGUCUAGAAGUAUAGCUUCGUUAUUUUACUUGAACUUAUUUGCGGCUUCUUGUGUAUAUUGUGGCCGCUACAUUAAUUUCCUGUGAAAUAUACAGGCUAUGUGUUCGCUUGUGCAAUGUGACUUGUCUUCCAUUGCUUGUGAAUGCACUCGCAUUAGGAGUUUAAGUGGAGGAUGUAUAAAAAGACAGUUCUUUUGGUUUGGUUUAA
Molecule: messenger RNA, 1350 nt
Organism: Rhodamnia argentea
Lineage: Eukaryota; Viridiplantae; Streptophyta; Magnoliopsida; Myrtales; Myrtaceae
Product: probable WRKY transcription factor 12
Exons: 4
Coding region: 353-1021 (222 amino acids)
Biological process (GO): regulation of DNA-templated transcription
Molecular function (GO): sequence-specific DNA binding; DNA-binding transcription factor activity
Source: RefSeq, a predicted model, not a curated record